Fusarium tjaetaba is the source of this 2097-nucleotide messenger RNA. Its product is annotated as Pyoverdine biosynthesis. Bases 1 to 2097 code for a protein of 698 amino acids. Lineage: Eukaryota; Fungi; Ascomycota; Sordariomycetes; Hypocreales; Nectriaceae. The transcript has 4 exons. Gene Ontology annotation, molecular function: oxidoreductase activity. The record is from RefSeq and is a predicted model, not a curated record.
AUGUCUUCUCUUACUCAAGUUUCCCCGUCCCCUCCAUACCUCUUUAAGGACCCAGCUAUAGUUGAAGCCACUCUUAUGACUUUGCUUGCACGUGUUAAGAUACUCGAGGACAGAACAUCAUGCGAUUCAGCUGCCACGUCUACCAGUUCGAAGCAAGUCCUCCAUGCACAAAUUGAGCAUCAAUCUACGGAAAGUCUCUUGCCCAAUGAGAGAAUCUCCGUAGUUAAUUUGAUCCCCGAUGGAGAAAAGACAGCCGCCAUUAGUGUCUCUGAAGUCGAGAGCUUCGAAGAUGUUGGCUUGGCCAACACAAUCCUCGACGUCAUCACAUCUUACGGGGUCCGCGAGGAGCAAUCCCAAGGAAAGCCUUGCGAAGCAAGAAAGAAGUUUCUCCCCGUCGUUUUGGAAUGUCUCAAGGCGGAAGCCCCCAUCAAAUUAAUUCUCCCAGCUUUCCCGUUCAAAUCCCCCAACCGCUCUAACAAGGUUCUCGGUGCCCUUCCAGAUCUUGGGGAAGCUAUUGCGCUUGAAACCCUCCAAGGCCUCUGUGAUAAUAUCCAAGACAUAUACGAACAUGGUGCACAUUGCUACAUCACAUCUGAUGGUCUCGUUUAUAACGAUAUUCUUGGAGUCGACGAUCUGGACGUCUUGAACUACGGACAGGAGCUUCGUGAUAUGGCCAAGAGAAGAGGGCUUACGAGCCUCAAGUUCUUGCGGCUGGCAGACUUGCUUGCAAUGGCUCCUCACAGAUCGUCGGACACCCGCAGCAGGAAACUCUCAACUACUGAGAAACACGUGACAUGUAUCCGAAGAGAGUUCCUCGCUCGAUAUCUAUCCCCCGGAUUCGAUGCUAGUGUCGCCAUCAAGGAGGACAUUGACACACGGCUGACAUAUCAGGGCUACCUUCGAUUUCUGAAGAGGGAUCUGGAGGGCUGGGAAGAGCUGAGAUAUGAUGAGGCCAGAAAGCCUAUCAGUUCCAAGAAGUCGCAAAAGAUGAUUGGCGAUAUCGCUAAACGCAUGAUUGCUCGGGGUGCAGCUUUUGCUGCUGCCAUCAGAGAUUCUCGCAAUCUCCAAAUUCCCCGUCAAUUUGAUUCCACAACCUUCGGGCAAAUUUGGCGCGACCCCAUGGCACUCGACCAUUGCCCUGGUCUCGACGGCUCAUUCGAAACGGGCCACGCAGAGGACUUUGCCAACACUCAUGACCUGAUUUAUCUCCACGGGAGACCAUACUACUACCGCGAGAAGUCGGAGCUGUUUGACUGGGGUGACACCAAGGUCGAAUUCGAGCCUAUGUAUCCUUGUGGUCUUGUCAUCCGUCCUUCUGACGGUCCUCUAUCCGCGCGGCAUAUUCCCAUGGGAAAGGUCAAACAGCUGAGCAUUAAUCUAUCACCAAUAGUUCUACGUGGCUUCCAAGAUACUCUCGACGAAGACGUCUAUUUAGACAAAGCUCAUGAGGCUGGUAAGGUCCUUCCAUGGAGCUUUGGUAUCAUCCAGAAAGUCAAAGAUGCUGGCGACAACACCAAGCAGGGCAACAACGUGACUUCCAAUGAGGCCAUGCCCAUGCAUUUCGAUGGAAUGUUCAAGUUCGAGGAGAUUCAGGAUCCUGUUACUGGAGAAACUCACAGAGUCCAGAUUCCACCAGGAUUCCAAUUCUUCACCGCCCCUGUUGUUGCCCCCGAAGGCACGGGGUACACUCUCUUCGCCUCUUCACGGCUCUUCUUCAAGUACCUGCGUGCCCCAUACAGUGCCGAAAGAUUCGAAAAGAUUCGAUGGAACAUGGACAACGAUGGAUUUUGGAACGCCAAGAUGAAGGAUCUGCCCUUGGUGGUCCGUCACCCAGAAACGAAUGCGCCAUGUCUCCGUUGGCAUGAGCCAUGGGAUGAGACCAAGACCAAGUUCUCCACUUGCACGGUUACACUCAGCAACGACGAGGCGGAGAUUAUCGAUGUUAUCACGAAAUUGCUCUACGACAGGAGAGUUGUCCUGAGAUUUACUUGGCGAAAAGGAGACUGGCUUGUAAAUGACAACACAUCGAUGCUGCACACCAGGACAGGGUACACGAGUGGAUGUGAUAGAGAGCUGUGGAGGAUCCAUUUCGAUUAG